Messenger RNA from Ostreococcus lucimarinus CCE9901, 1719 nucleotides. RefSeq lists its product with no specific name. Gene Ontology annotation, biological process: methionyl-tRNA aminoacylation. The annotation marks the transcript as partial. Lineage: Eukaryota; Viridiplantae; Chlorophyta; Mamiellophyceae; Mamiellales; Bathycoccaceae. The record is from RefSeq and is a predicted model, not a curated record. Gene Ontology annotation, molecular function: ATP binding; methionine-tRNA ligase activity. The transcript has a single exon.
AUGGGAGGCGCGCCGUCGGCGGCGAAGCGCGGCGCCGCGCGCGAGGACGGCGACGCGAGGAGCGGCGGACCUACGCCGGCGGCGAACGAGGUCGAGGACGCGCGGAUCGCGCUCGAGGCCGUCGACGUGCGCGAGCGCGCGAAAGAGGUGGACGAUGACGCGCGCGCGAAAGAGCGCGCGGUCGAGGACGCGGGACGAGGGGUGAAGGACCCGCGAGGGGAGCGAUUUAGCGUGACGACGGCGAUCAACUACGCGAACGGGGCGCCGCACAUGGGACACGCGUACGAAUCCAUCUCCACCGACGUCCUGGCGAGAUACCAUCGAGCGUACGGACGGCAGGUGUUGUUUCAAACGGGCUCGGACGAACACGGGCAGAAGAUAGCGGAGGCGGCGGAGGAGAAGGGGAUGGCGCCGUUGGCGUUCGUGGACACGCACGUGGCCGAGUUCCAAAACUUGAACAAACGAUUGGACGUGUCGAACGAUGUGUACAAUCGCACGACGAGCGAAGCGCACAAGAAAGCGUGUGCAGAGCUGUUCAGACGCUCGAGAGAUAACGGGGACAUUUAUUUGGACACGUACGAGGGGUGGUACAACGUGCGCGAGGAAACCUUUGUGACGGAGAGCGAAGCGCAGGCGAGCGGGUACAAAGACCCAGUCAGUGGGAAAGACUUGAAAAAGAUGAAGGAAGAAAGUUACUUUUUCAAACAAAGCCGAUAUCAAAAACAGCUCAUCGCGCACAUUGAGUCGAAUCCGGAGUUUAUUCAGCCCUCGUCUCGACGAAACGAGAUUUUGGCGCGCUUGCAAAACGACGAUCUUCGAGAUUUGUCUGUAUCGCGCACGACGUUCGAUUGGGGUAUUCCAGUGCCCGAUGCCCCAAAGCACGUCAUGUACGUGUGGUUCGACGCGCUUACAAACUAUCUCACCGGUACGGGGUGGCCUGAGGAGACUGAAAACAAAGAUUUUUGGCCCGCAAGCGUGCACAUCAUCGGUAAAGACAUCAUCUGGUUUCACUGCGUCAUCUGGCCGUGCAUGCUGUGGAGCGCCGGAUUGCCGCUUCCGAAGACGGUUUUCGGUCACGGUUUCGUGACCGCGGAUGACGGACAAAAGAUGAGCAAGUCGAUCGGGAACGUCGUCGAUCCGAACGACGUUUUGAAGAGGUUUUCGAGUGAUACGUUCCGCUACUACUUGAUGCGCUGCGGCGUUUACGGCGCGGACGUGCCUUUCAGUGAACCUGCGAUGAUCGCGAUUCACAAUGCUGAUUUAGCCGACGUCAUCGGAAACUUAGUGCACCGAGUCACGAACCUUUGCAAGAAGAAUUGCGGAGGAAUCAUCCCGGAUUGCGCCUCGGAGAAUGUGUUUAGCGUCGGCGUGUUGCGAGCGAAAUCUGAAGCCGCAAUGUCUAGAUUCAACAUUCAAGGCGCGUGUGAACUCGCCAUUGAAGCCAUCAAGUGUACGAACAAGUACCUCACGGACUCCGCGCCGUGGGCAGUCAAGGGCGAAGGCGCGGAAGAGCGCAAGAGCGUCAUCAUCAAGAGCACUCUCGAGGCAGUGUACGUGGCGAUGCACUUUUUGCAGCCUUACGUUCCAAAGGCAUGCGGCUUGGUGUUUGAAAAGCUCGGUGUUCCGGCCGUGAAAAUUUGGGAACUCAAGCCGUUCGGUGAAAACGUUCCCAUCGGGGCGACGGUCGCCAUCGGUGACGUUUUGUUUGCCAAAUUUGAA